UUGCUUCCAACCGUAUAUAACAAGUCAUUGAACUUUCCUACCUCCCUUCUCCUGCAGAUUGACCCAUUUUAUUAAUAAAAACAAUGCAUAUAGUGGAAGAGAGGCACAGCACAAUUGCAGUAGAAGAGGUGUAUCAUAAUCCUCCUCACCACCACCAUGGUGUGCCUCAGGUAUUUGUUGUCAAUAACGAGCCUUCAGCUCCACCGGCACCGGCGGCACCACCUGCUCCACCACCCAUUACUGUCGUUAAUACUAAUGUGUAUCUAAACCGUGAAGAAUACGUCACAGGCUAUGCAGUGGCACCACCACCACCUCUUCUUCUUCUUCCUCCUCCUCCGCCGAGUCUUCCAUUUUGUGGAAUGGGUGUUGGCUGGUUUCUGUUUAUAGUGGGGUGGUUUCUGUGUGGCAUCCCUUGGUACGUUGGGGCAAUUAUUCUACUUUGUUCCAAAGUGGAUCCUCGGGAGAGACCUGGAUACAUUGCCUGCGCCAUUAUUGCUAUUGUAAUCACUAUUUUAGCCAUCAUCAUGGCUGCAAAAGGGAAAUGAUCAUCCAUCAUCUUCAAUGUCUGGCCAGUUUUUUCUUUUGUUUCUCUUCUAAUUUUCAAACAAAGACAAUCACAUUACUCUCUUUUUUCUUUUCCCUUUUUUUCAGUAUGAUAAUAUUUAGUUUUCUUGAGACUUUAUGUAAUUUAAUCAAUAUAUAUCAAUGCAAUAUGUCGGUGAUAUUUUUUUUAAAAAAGUG
Manihot esculenta (cassava) is the source of this 741-nucleotide messenger RNA. Its product is annotated as 60S ribosomal protein L18a-like protein. The coding region runs from base 84 to 545 and encodes 153 amino acids. The transcript has 4 exons. The record is from RefSeq and is a predicted model, not a curated record. Lineage: Eukaryota; Viridiplantae; Streptophyta; Magnoliopsida; Malpighiales; Euphorbiaceae.